This is a messenger RNA of Phalaenopsis equestris, 1788 nucleotides long. RefSeq names its product probable sodium/metabolite cotransporter BASS2, chloroplastic. The transcript has 12 exons. The record is from RefSeq and is a predicted model, not a curated record. Gene Ontology annotation, cellular component: membrane. NCBI's taxonomy places the organism in Eukaryota, Viridiplantae, Streptophyta, Magnoliopsida, Asparagales, Orchidaceae. The coding region runs from base 59 to 1438 and encodes 459 amino acids.
AUUCUUAAUGCUGUUUUUCUAACCACGUUCAUCUUCACAUUCCUCUAUCGUGACCUCCAUGGCUUCGUCUCCAGCCUCAGUGUCCAGAAUUUUACACAAAGAUUGCAGAGUUGUUAUUCAAUUUUACAGGCAAGGGCAUUCCUUAUCCUUAUUUGCGCGGAUGCCUCAAAAGCAUUACAGUGGGAAAAUAGUUUUGGGAAAUCGGUGGGCGACGGUUGGUGGAGAAGGACCUCGAUGUAUUGACAUUAGUUGCCUGAAACCAGUGUCUGCUACUACAGUUACCAAAAACCAAAAGUUUUUGUGUAAAGCUGAAGCAAAUAUAUCUGGGGAUUUUCCAAACCAUGCUUCUAAUGGAAUGAGCCGAUAUGAGAGGGUGGUUGAGCUGCUUACUACUUUCUUUCCAGUUUGGGUAAUUUUGGGAGCAAUUAUUGGUGUUUACAAGCCUGCUGCAGUUACUUGGUUGGAAACAGACCUUUUCACUGUUGGAUUGGGCUUCCUCAUGCUUUCACUGGGCCUAAAUUUGACUUUUGAGGAUUUCAGAAGAUGCAUGUGCAAUCCAUGGACUGUUGUUGUGGGAUUUCUAGCACAGUAUUUAGUCAAACCUCUCCUAGGCUUUGUCAUUGCGAUGACUCUCAAAUUGUCUGCCCCUCUUGCAACUGGUCUCAUAUUGGUAUCAUGCUGUCCUGGUGGCCAAGCCUCUAACGUUGCAACUUACAUAUCAAAAGGAAAUCUUGCACUUUCAGUUCUCAUGACAACAUGUUCAAACAUUGGUGCUAUUGUUAUGACACCACUUCUUACAAAGGUUCUUGCUGGUCAGCUUGUUCCUGUUGAUGCAGCGGUAAUAAUAGGUGGCUUUGUUUUCCUUAAUAUUUACUUUUAUAACCGAAUGAUGGCAUCUCAUAGGAGUUGUAUGCCAAUUUUUGUUUUAUUACCUGAAUGUGUAAAUUUCUUUCUUCAGGGUUUAGCUAUUAGUACUUUUCAGGUGGUUUUAGCGCCAACAAUUGUUGGAGUGUUGGUACACGAGUAUUUUCCAAAGUUUACCGAGCCCAUAAUUAAAAUCACACCUUUGAUUGGCGUCAUCCUUGCUACAUUGCUUUGUGCAAGCCCGAUUGCACAAUUCUCAGAAGUGCUGAAGUCCGAAGGCGCGCAGCUUAUAGUUCCUGUAGCUCUCCUACAUGCUGCUGCAUUUGUUCUUGGACAUUGGCUUUCUAGGUUAUCGACAUUUGGUGAAUGUACUUCUCGCACUAUUUCCAUAGAAUGUGGUAUGCAGAGCUCGGCGCUAGGAUUUCGACUAGCCCAGAAGCACUUCAGAAAUCCUUUAGUCGCUGCGCCUUCAGCCGUCAGUUUUGUGUGCAUGGCACUCGGUGGAAUUGCCCUUGCAGUUUUCUGGAGAAACUCACCUAUUUCAGUCAACGACAAGGAUGACUUCAAGGAAUGAAUCAGUAGCUGAAUUACAGACUUUGUUGUCUUACUUCCAGGGGAUUGCUGCUGUUUAAUGGAUGAAUAUGUUUAGUUCAGUUUAUCAGAAUUAAACUUAAAAGAGGUUUUUUAGAGGGUUACUUUUAGUUAAACAGGAGAAGAGCACCCUUUGGAGCUUAGUUAUAUAGAUUGGGCUGUUGUGAACUAUUUAUCAACUGAUGAUAUUUGUUGCAGUUGAUUCUGGAAUAAAGAUGGAUGAAGCGAUCUAAUGAUGGUUUCUGAAGCAUCAUUUUGGCAUAUUUUUUGGGUUUUUCUGAUGCUUGGUUUGUAUGAACAGAAGCAUUUGACAUAAUUGAUUCUUUUGGCUUA